Messenger RNA from Puma concolor (puma), 1674 nucleotides. The record is from RefSeq and is a predicted model, not a curated record. Lineage: Eukaryota; Metazoa; Chordata; Mammalia; Carnivora; Felidae.
AUGGCUCUGCGCCUCGAGGGUCCGGACGAGCUGCUCGCCGCCUGCCUGUCGCCGUGCGGGCCGCCCAACCCGGCCGAGCUGUACAGCGAGGCGCGGCGCCUCGCGCUCGAGGAGCUGGUGGCGGGCGGCCCCUGUGCCUUCGAGGCCUUCCUGCGAAGAGAGCGCCUGGGCCGCUUCCUGAACCCGGACGAGGUGCGCGCCAUCCUGCGGGCGGCCCAGAGGCCCGGUCAGGAGGGCGCGGCGGCGGGGGCCGAGGACUCCUUCGGCUCGUCGCACGACUGCUCGUCCGGCACCUACUUCCCCGAGCAGUCGGACCUGGAGCCGCCGCUGCUGGAGCUCGGCUGGCCCGCCUUCUACCAGGGCGCCUACCGCGGCGCCACGCGCGUCGAGGCGCACUUCCAGCCCCGCGGCGCGGGCGCCGGCGGCCCCUACGGCUGCAAGGACGCGCUGCGCCAGCAGCUCCGCUCCGCGCGGGAGGUGAUUGCGGUGGUGAUGGAUGUUUUCACGGACAUCGACAUCUUCAGGGACCUACAGGAAAUAUGUCGGAAACAGGGAGUCGCUGUCUACAUCCUCCUGGACCAGGCUCUGCUCUCGCAGUUUUUGGAUAUGUGCAUGGACCUGAAAGUGCAUCCUGAAAAGGAGAAGGUUUGUGUUACGUGUUUCCAGUUUCUCCUUAAUCAGCAUUUUACGUGGACAGAUGGCAAAUUAAAUAGCAGUAACUUGGUCAUUCUGUCUGGCCAAGUGGUUGAACACUUUGAUCUGGAGUUCCGAAUCCUGUAUGCACAGUCGAAGCCCAUCAGCUCCAAGCUGCUGUCUGACUUCCAGAUCAGCGGCAAGUUUGACCAUCUAGUGGACAGUAAACCCCUGUCUAAGGAGCUCACGUUGGGCGGCCUGCUGCGCCUGCGGCUGUCCCGGCUCUCGAGCACCCCCAAGAAGGCUGAGCUGGGGUGUGAGGCCCCCGCUGAGGGCAGGGCAGAGGCCAGGCACCAGAACUGCGAGUCCUCCACCGUCGGCGAUGAGGACGAUGUCAUCAGCUGCCAGGACAGACCACAGGGCGGGAGGAGGACGACCGAUGCGGCCACCCAGACGGAGCCAGGAGAGGAGGUUCCAUCAGUGAGCACGAGCGACGCGGGGACACAAGUCAGCGUCACCAUGGCAUGUGCCGGGACCCAGACCGCGGUCACCACCAGGGUCGCGAGCUCCCAAGCUGCGGUUCGGUCCACGUCGGCCACCACCCAGACUGACGUGGAUGAGAAUGUUCUCUUUUCUCAGGGCACCCAGUCUAAAGAAGGGUCACCAGUGUCCAGGAUGUCUGUGUCCAGAUCUCCCAGUUUGAGGUCUUCCUCCUCUCUGUCUUCGCAGGGCUCUGUGGCGAGCUCCCUGGGCUCCCAGACGUCCAGCAGAGCCCCUGACUUUGUCCCCGCUGGACACGCCAAGUACUGGGGCGCCCCCCACUUGGAUCUGUGCUUGCGAGACUCCUUUAGGAACUUGAAUCAAGAGCGCCAGUUUCACUUUGCUGGUAUCAGGUCCCGGCUCAACCACAUGCUGGCCAUGCUCUCCAGGAGAACCUUCCUUGCUGAGAACUACCUCGGUUUUCAUUCCGGAAACGUUGCCAGAGCAUCAGUGAAUCUCCUGGCUGUGAGAGACACCGCGCUGUAUCCCUCCUACCAGUGA